UUUCACCCCAACACGGAUCUUUGCUCUUCACUCAAGUGACGCUGCAAUCAAGUAAUAUAUGUUUUUUCCACCGUAUCACCGUAUCAGGCAUUAGCAGAAACUACAAGACAACCAGACUCUUUUACCACAGCGAAAGAAGUCAAAACAACACCUCUGGUUAAAGAAGACCAACAUCUUGGACUGUUUGGACGUCGUGCGAGUUUUCGAAAGAUUUCUUGGCGAGGGAGCUGGUGAAAAACCUGGUUUACGAUUGUUGGAAUCUAACUCAAUCUAAUCUGGACUUCUGGCGUCCGCCAUGGAUGGUAAAGAGAAAUACAAGAUGGUGCGGAGAUGUUUCUCGGUUGGAUCCAUCACGAAGAUCUUGCUCUGUUUUACUUUCUUGGUGAUUUCAAGAAGAGACCCUGCCCUGGCGCUGACUGUGGUGAACCAGAGCCCGCUGAUGGACCCCAUCAACACGUCAUACAUCAAGUGUGUCACGGAUGAGCCGGGCGAGUUCGUCACCUUCUCGGCUGUGGACGAGUUCGCACUUCCCCAGAACGCCAGCACAGACGACAUCAGCCCUGAGGAGUGGCCCGGGAAGAUGAUGGUCCUGCCGCCCCACCCUGACGACGGGUACAACCGGCUGGGCACGUACAACUGCGCCUCCUUCACGGCAAGCAUCAACACUGUCAAGAUGCCGGCUGAUGCUUCAGUGAGGCCGGAAGUGUACACCAAGACGUUUAACGCUGGAGAGGAGAUCGAACUCAAGAUGAACGAGUUUUCUACCCCGUCAGGAGCAUCGUUAUCCUGGGACUUUAAUGGAGAACCACUGGUGAACAGUUUCGCCAGCAGCGAAGUCAACCUGCGAUCAGCCACUUCUGCCGAGUCUGGAACCUACCACUGCUACCACGAGGGGUACAAGGAGAAGGGUGCGCUAACCAGGGUCAUCGUGAGAGACUGCGCAGCGGGAAAGUGGGGACCUGGGUGUUUCCUGGACUGUAGCGAGUGUUACAACGGCGGCUGGUGUGACGACAAGACUGGCCAGUGCGUGUGUCCGCCUGGGUUCUACGGAGAAACUUGUGACAUCGCUUGCGGACCGGGCAGGUUUGGGUACGAGUGCCGGAAGGCCUGUGAUGACAUCACGGAGGACGUGGCAGCCUGCAUGGGGAAACUGUUCUGUGUGCCUGAUCCGUUCGGCUGUGCCUGUAUUCCUGGGUUCACUGGGAUAGGCUGUAACGAACCAUGCCCAAGAGGUACCUACGGCGCCAGUUGUACCCAGACAUGCCGCUGUAGACUGAACCUGCCCUGUGACGCCAUCACAGGGGAAUGUCCCAGUGGGUGCGCGGAUGGAUACAUGGGGCCCUCGUGCCAAAAAGCUUGCAUGGUGGACAAUGGUGUGACGUACCAAGGCCCAGUCUCCACCACAGAGAGCGGCUACACCUGCCAGAGGUGGGACUCCCAGAACCCCUGGCAACAUGGCUUCAAUGUUGACCGGACUCCAAUGCUUCAAGAAAACUACUGCCGUAACCCUGACAACGAGCCACGCCCAUGGUGCUACACGACCAGUUUCGCCAAACGAUGGGAGUACUGUAACAUCGACCGAUGUGAGGACGUUGACAACUGCAGCCCAGAAACCUGUCAAAAUGGCGGCAGCUGUCGGAACGGCUUUCAAACCUUCCUGUGUGUCUGUCCGAGGGGAUACAUCGGGGUCAACUGUGAGACAGAUAUUGAUGAAUGCGAUUCGGACCCGUGUCAAAAUGGCGGAACUUGUGUUGACAAUGUGGGCUUCUAUGAAUGCCAGUGCUUGGAGGGAUUCUAUGGACAGAACUGUGAAGAAGAAACGAACGAAUGCCUGUCUGAGCCGUGCGAGAAUGGAGGCACGUGUCUGAACACGGACGAAGGGCUCAAGUGCGCAUGCGUGGACGGCUUUACCGGAACCUUUUGUGAAACAGAAAUCGACGAGUGUUUGUCCGACCCUUGCAUGAACGGAGGCACGUGUUACGACUUCAUGAACUACUACGUCUGUGACUGUAGGUUUGGAUUCGCUGGGGACCAUUGCGAGGACGAGCUCGAAAUAGACUAUUGUCUGCAAAACCAGUGCCAGAACUCUGCCCGCUGUGUCAGUGGUAACAGGAGCUACAUGUGCCUGUGUUCCAUCGAAUACACCGGCGACUACUGCGAGCAAAAUUUAGCGGACUUUGAAAAAAUUCCAACCGCCAACAUAAUCGCAGCUGCCAUCGCGUCCAUAGUUGUGAUCGCCGCGAUCGCGCUGGGGGCGUACCUGUACAUCAAGUCGUACGAGGCACAGCGCGUCAUCCCUCUAAAGAAGAAAGACACACCGUUGGUUAACGCAGAGGAAGGGAAAGAGGCGAAGAAGAAGGGGUCACAUCUUUCAGAAAGCACGGUGUGAGAUGGAUCAUCGGGAGUGGAGAUAGAUAGAUAUAAAUGUAUUCAGGGCGGACAUAAGUAUAGGCAUCUUUUGGGUGAAAACGAAAAUGUACUAUUAGGCUCGCCCCUGAGGCGUCGCCAAAAUACUCUGAAAAGAGUAGCGCAGAAAAAGUUACUUUAACUUUAAGGCAAAAGGGCAAACUAGAAAUUAGCAACAACAGUUUGAAAAUGUUGCACCUACAAUAUCACUGAACUAAUACUGGUUAUCACUCUUUGUUCUCUUUAAUGUCUAAAGCUUUUUUCUUUUUUAAAUCUACGUGUUUAUAUGUCAUUAAAAGGGAGAUGCCUAGUGCAUACAAAGAAAACUCCACCCCAAAAAGAAUAGUAAAAAAGUAUCAAUUUCUAGACAUUACAAAAUCACGACGAAGGCAUGCAUUUUGUAAAACUUUGGCAUCUGCCAGAUCGUAUAUAUAAUCUAAGAAAACGAAGAAAAAAGACG
This is a messenger RNA of Branchiostoma floridae (Florida lancelet), 2866 nucleotides long. Its product is annotated as fibropellin-1-like. The transcript is spliced from 16 exons. Gene Ontology annotation, biological process: establishment or maintenance of epithelial cell apical/basal polarity; heterophilic cell-cell adhesion. Gene Ontology annotation, molecular function: calcium ion binding. NCBI's taxonomy places the organism in Eukaryota, Metazoa, Chordata, Leptocardii, Amphioxiformes, Branchiostomatidae. The coding region runs from base 296 to 2389 and encodes 697 amino acids. Gene Ontology annotation, cellular component: plasma membrane; protein-containing complex. The record is from RefSeq and is a predicted model, not a curated record.